Chlorocebus sabaeus (green monkey) is the source of this 1784-nucleotide messenger RNA. It is a transcript of the gene ZNF830, whose product is annotated as zinc finger protein 830. Gene Ontology annotation, biological process: mitotic DNA damage checkpoint signaling; nuclear DNA replication; mitotic DNA replication checkpoint signaling. NCBI's taxonomy places the organism in Eukaryota, Metazoa, Chordata, Mammalia, Primates, Cercopithecidae. Gene Ontology annotation, molecular function: nucleic acid binding; zinc ion binding. Gene Ontology annotation, cellular component: spliceosomal complex; nucleus. The record is from RefSeq and is a predicted model, not a curated record.
AACCAGAAUCGCUUUGGGUCUGGUCGCCAAGAUGGCGUCCUCCGCCUCCGCUAGGACUCCGGCCGGGAAGCGAGUGGUAAAUCAGGAAGAAUUGCGGCGGUUAAUGAAGGAGAAGCAGCGUCUGAGCACCAAUCGGAAACGGAUAGAAUCUCCAUUCGCGAAGUACAACCGUUUGGGGCAGCUGAGUUGUGCCCUGUGUAACACCCCGGUUAAGAGCGAGCUCCUGUGGCAGACUCACGUCCUGGGAAAGCAGCACCGAGAGAAAGUGGCCGAGCUGAAAGGCGCGAAGGAAGCCAGCCAGGGUUCGUCCGCCAGCUCAGCGCCUCAGACCGUCAAGAGGAAAGCGCCGGACGCAGACGGCCAAGACGCCAAGAGAGCGAAGGCCACCUUGGUGCCUCAGGUACAGCCCUCCACAUCUGCGUUGCCCACCAACUUUGACAAAACAGGAAAGGAGUUCAUUAGAACGACUUCCAGUAAGCCUUCAGGACUCAGUUUACUCCCCGAUUAUGAAGAUGAGGAGAAGGAGGAAGAGGAGGAGGAAGGAGAUGGAGAAAGAAAAAGGGGGGACGCCAGCAAGCCGCUGUCCGACGCACAGGGCAAGGAGCACUCAGUUUCUUCUUCGCGGGAGGUAACAAGUAGUGUGCUGCCAGACGAUUUCUUUAGUACUAAUCCUCCCAAGGCCCCCAUAAUUCCUCAUUCAGGGUCAAUUGAGAAAGCAGAAAUACAUGAAAAAGUGGUGGAAAGGAGAGAAAACACCGCGGAAGCGUUACCGGAAGGUUUUUUUGACGACCCUGAGGUAGAUGCAAGGGUGCGAAAGGUUGAUGCCCCAAAAGAUCAGAUGGACAAAGAGUGGGACGAAUUCCAAAAAGCCAUGAGGCAGGUCAACACUAUUUCCGAAGCCAUAGUUGCCGAAGAGGAUGAGGAGGGACGGUUGGACCGCCAGAUUGGGGAGAUUGAUGAGCAGAUAGAGUGUUACCGACGGGUGGAAAAGCUACGGAAUCGCCAGGAUGAAAUAAAAAAUAAACUUAAAGAAAUCCUGACCAUAAAAGAACUGCAGAAAAAGGAAGAAGAGAAUGCUGACAGCGAUGAUGAGGGGGAACUACAGGAUUUGUUGUCUCAGGAUUGGAGAGUGAAAGGGGCAUUGUUAUAAGGUUUUAAAGACCCAAGGUUUCUCACAGCCUCUGCUAUUGUAUAAAAAGGGCUGUCUCUCAGUAGUAUAUCGGUUACUUCAUGCCUAGAGAUUUGGGUACCUGGAUUGCUAAACUGGAUUGUUAAGAUAAAAUGAGCCAGUGAGCUACAGCACUUUGGAAAAUUUGUGUAAAAUGUUUUUGAGGUAAAGUUGUUUUUGAAAUUUCUGUAGUGUUAUAUACCAAAAUGCCAACUUUUCCACAACAGACGUAACUGUAUAAUUUCGUUGUAAAUAUUGUACAUAGUUAAAUCUAUAUUAAGUAAUUCUGUUUUGAAUUUUUUUAAUUAAUAGACCAAACGGCAAACUUUUAGAUGAAUGCUCACUGUGGUAUUUGUAAUGUAUUUAUCUUCUGAACCCUACAUCAAGUUGAAAAGGUUUGUUUUCUUGUUUCUUUGGUUUUUUUAGAACACUUCAUGAACACAUAAGUCAUUGUAGGUUAAUCAGUUCUCUUAGUAUGCUUCAUUUUAAAAACAGAAAAAUAUAUGCCAAACACGAUCAGCCUCCCUAAACCAGUUUCCCUUGACUAGACCAAUGCUGCUCAGAUGUGGUUGCACGUGAGAAUCACCUAUGAAGCAUUAAAAUAAAUUCAAGUGUC